GACGAAUGAUUGGCGGAGACGCAGUCACGCAGCGCGCGGAAGCGGGAAACGCAAACACACGGACGCAUGUCUCGACGCGACGCGACCGAGGGCGGCUUUAAACCUGUUUUCGCGAUCCUGCGCUCGUUAUAUCCGCGCGUUCAGACUCUGGAGGAGUUCGCAGACGGACUCGUGUUCUCGGACGGACGGAAACCGGCUCUUCUUGAGGAAAAAGACGGCGCGCGGUUUCAAAAACUCGCGGGAGGCCUGAUCAUAUGCGCUCGUGAGCCACCGCAGCAGCUGCGCGAGCCCGCACAGGUACCUCACACACCUGUUAAUUCCACCUGGUCCGGAUUCUUCCUGGACCACGGCGCGACUCAAACAUCGUACGGCGUGACGCGCAAGACUCCCGUCGGCGUCGCGCGGAAGAAAGUCGCGAGAGAUGAUAAGAAAAUAGUUUCGAAAAAAAAGAGAGCGAGAGAGGAGGAAAUGGACGACAAACGGGAAGAUCGUCCGGUAGUAAAGAAGCGACGGCUUACGAUGGACGAAACUGACGGUUCGUUAAAUGCGCGAAACCCUGAAAGUCACGGAUCGCGGAGCUGGAAACCGGCGGAUCAGCCUCCUCCGCGACCGUCGCGCUGUUCCAUCCGCGUUUUGAGUAUGCUUUACGGUGGGCGGGGCUUGAAGGGCUUCCUGCUAAACAGGAAGCUGAAAGCAGGUGUGGGCGGGGCUAGACGGCUGCAGGGGGCGGAUCUCGUGCGCAUCAUUUUCCUCCAAUCGGAGUCCAACGUGUUUGACGGACAGGCCAAGUUUAGGAAGCUUCCCAAGCGUUUCUUCGCAAUGGUUCCCUUGUUUGCUCGGCUCUUGCGGCAGCACAGGAAGUGCCCGUAUGCUCUCUUCCUGCGCAGGAAGUGCUCGGUGAAUCCAGAGACGGAGGAUAUGGAGUCGCUGCUGAAGUCGCACUUGUCGCCUUACAGGGUGUAUCUGUUCGUGAGGGAGUGUUUGCGAUACGUUGUUCCCGAGGAACUCUGGGGAUCCCAGGAAAACCAGCUCCACUUCCUGUCCAACGUGAAGAACUUCCUGCGUCUUGGGAAGUUUGAGCGUCUUCCAUUGGUACAGCUGGUGUGGAAGAUGAAGGUCAAGGCCUGCCAUUGGCUGGGACUCAAGAAACGUCAGUGCGCGAGUGAGCACCGCUACAGAGAGUGGAUCUGCGGGCAGUUUCUGGGCUGGAUGUUGAGCGGUUACGUGAUGGGUUUGGUCAAAGCGCUGUUCUACGUCACCGAGAGCAUGGGACAGAAACACACGCUGCGCUUCUACAGAGGGGAAGUGUGGAUCAGACUACAGGAAAUGGCCUUCAGAGCUCACCUGUCUAAGGGCCAGUGGAGGGCACUGUCUCCGUCUCAGGCCCUAAAGUUCCCCAAGACCACAGUAACGUCCCGAAUCCGGUUCAUCCCGAAGGUGAACAGCAUGAGACCCAUCACUCGCCUCGCGGGACCCAGAGAGUCGCUGCAGAUUUUCCAGAGCGGCGUGCGGCUCCUGCAGAACGUGCUAAGCGUGUGUGUGCGAGAGGCCCCGGGGCCCAUGGGCUCCACCGUCUGGGGCUGGCAGGACAUUCACCGCGUUCUCAAAGAGUUCGGCCCGCAGCAGAAGAGCUCGCCGAGACCGCUGUAUUUCGUCAAGGUGGAUGUGAGCGGAGCGUACGACAGUCUCCCUCAUCAGAAGCUGGUGGAGGUGUUGGGUGAAGUGCUGCGUGCAUUCUCCGAGCGGAGCUUCUUCGUGCGACAGUACGCUCGCGUCUGGAACAACCCUCACCUGGGCCUGAGGAAACACUUCUGCACUAGAGCCGAGAUGAGCGAGCCGCUCAACAUGAAGGGCUUUGUUGUGGAGGAGCAGGCCGGCGGGACGCUGCACGACGCCAUCCUCGUGGAGCGGCACUCGUCUGAGGUCCGAGGUGGAGACGUGUUCCAGUUCUUCCAGAAGAUGCUGAGCAGCUACAUCAUCCAUCAUGACAAUAAGAUGUUCCGUCAGGUGUGUGGAAUCCCGCAGGGAUCUUCAGUGUCGGCGCUGCUGUGUAACCUGUGUUACGGACACAUGGAGAACUCACUGCUGAAGGGCAUCGCUAAAGGAGGGUGUCUCAUGCGGCUGGUGGAUGAUUUUCUGCUCAUUACGCCUCAUCUGAGCAAAGCCACGGAGUUCCUGACGAUGCUGCUGGCUGGCGUUCCCGAUUACGGUUGUCAGAUCAACCCUCAGAAAGUGGCGGUGAACUUCCCGGUGUGUGUGGAGUGGCUGGACUCGGGCGUGAGUGUCCUGCCCUCCUGCUGUCUGUUCCCCUGGUGCGGUCUGCUGCUGGACACGCACUCGCUGGACGUCUACAAGGACUACUCACGGUACGACGGCCUAUCGCUGCGCUACAGCCUGACCCUUGGCUCCGCCCACUCGCCAACCGCGGUCAUAAAGAAGCUGCUGUCGGUCCUCAGUCUCAAGUGUACCGACAUCUUUCUGGACCUCAGGAUGAAUUCAGUGGAAGCUGUCUACAGGAGCUUAUAUAAACUGAUUCUGCUGCAGGCGCUCAGGUUUCACGCUAAUGCGCUCCCCAGCGCCUCACUGGCGAGUCUGAAUGAGUUCGUCUCUCCUGCAGGUCUGGUUCUGGGUUCUCCGGACGGCGGAGGUCUUCUGCAGUACGAAGCCGUUCAGCUGCUGUUCUGUUUGGCGUUUAAGGUGGUUUUCACGCGGCACCGAUCGCUUUACCGCAGCCUGCUUCCUCCGCUGCACAAACGAAAGCGGCGUCUGGAGCGCGAGCUGCGCGGCAUCAGACUGGCCCGCGUGCGUCAGGCCGCCACUCCCACAAUCCCUCAGGACUUUAAACGCAUCCGGACGUAGAGCGGUGAACGCCCGAGUUUCGCUCCGCAGCAGCUGACUAAACAGAUCCACGCACCUCGUAAACGCUUGAUGAUUGUCGUUAAAUGGUUGGAGAUAAGAGACGCUCGUAAAACAACGACAGCGUUCAGCAGCUCAGACACUCAUUUCUGUUGUUGUGCUGCAUGUUUCUAUGAUAUUUGCAUGUUGAUGCAUCUGUCAUCUAAAUAAACCUUUGUUAUGUAAAUAAACUAAAAUCUGUUAUUUCAGCACAGAAAAUAAAUUUAGAUCACCA
Messenger RNA from Sinocyclocheilus rhinocerous, 3130 nucleotides. RefSeq names its product telomerase reverse transcriptase (gene tert). Gene Ontology annotation, cellular component: telomerase catalytic core complex. The record is from RefSeq and is a predicted model, not a curated record. The coding region runs from base 67 to 2859 and encodes 930 amino acids. Lineage: Eukaryota; Metazoa; Chordata; Actinopteri; Cypriniformes; Cyprinidae. Gene Ontology annotation, biological process: telomere maintenance via telomerase. Gene Ontology annotation, molecular function: telomerase activity; telomeric repeat DNA binding; telomerase RNA binding. The transcript is spliced from 16 exons.